Penicillium mononematosum is the source of this 663-nucleotide messenger RNA. Its product is annotated as putative secretory component protein shr3. Gene Ontology annotation, biological process: endoplasmic reticulum to Golgi vesicle-mediated transport. Gene Ontology annotation, cellular component: endoplasmic reticulum membrane. NCBI's taxonomy places the organism in Eukaryota, Fungi, Ascomycota, Eurotiomycetes, Eurotiales, Aspergillaceae. The record is from RefSeq and is a predicted model, not a curated record. Bases 1 to 663 code for a protein of 220 amino acids. The transcript has 2 exons.
AUGGCCUUCAAAAGCGGGUCGUUCGCGACUUUCCUCAUCGUCUGCCCAACCUGUUUCUUCCUGGGCAUCAUCUUCUCCCUCUUCCCUUACGACUACCCGAUCCUGUGGUCCACGGUGUUGACCCCGCCCGCACACUAUGACUAUCUCGAAGCGCAUCUCCGCUUCCUGCACGCCUCGCCCCCGCUCAUCCCACGCAUCCUGCACAUCGUAAUCUUCCUCGGUCUAGCCGGCCUCCUCACCAAACUCUACAAGCCCUCCGAAUCAAACAUGCUCUUCGACGGCGCCUCGCUGGUCCUAUACAUGUGCGGCGUGACAGUCUACAUCGCCAACAUCGUCAAGGGCCUGCGCCUCGCCUCUGCCGGCCAGUACGGCGCCGAGCUGGCUUCCUCCGCCGACGAGAAGGAGCAGAUCCUGGGUCGCGAGGACUCGCUCAAGGUUCUCUCCGCUAGCAAUACUAUUCUUGCCCUUGUCCUCGUUGGCAUCCUGGUUCUGCAGGCUGGGCAGUGGUAUGCGGAGCGCAAGGAUGCGCAGGAAGAUGAGUCGUUCGCGACUAAGAAGACUGAGAAGGAGUCCGGUGAUGCUACGGCCACUGCUUCUGGUGCGUCGACUGCGACUGCUACUAAGUCCGGUCGCCAGGGAAGUCAGCGUAAGAAGAGCAAUUGA